AUGGAGAAGGAGACCCUACAAGACUCCGUCAUCAUGGGCGACAAAACCCAGAUCAACCAUGGAGAGCUGGCUUCGAUACGUGCCUUCACCGAAGAAGAGAAGAUGCUGGAGAAGAAACUCUUGCGCAAGAUUGACUCUCUGAUUCUCCCUAUGGUUGUUUUGAUCUACCUUAUGAACUAUAUCGAUAGGAACAAUUAUCCUGCUGCACGACUACAAGGCCUACAGGAAGACCUAAAUCUCACCGAUAGCCAGUAUCAGGUGGGACUGUCGAUCCUCUUCGUCGGCUACAUUCUGGCCCAGAUUCCCUCGAAUAUGGCACUUAACUACAUCGGCAAGCCGUCAUUGUAUCUUGGCUUCUUCACGGUCGCCUGGGGACUUGUCUCAGCGCUUACAUGUCUAGUAAAGGGUUACGGUUCGAUAGUGGCAUGCAGAUUCUUCUUGGGCUUUGUGGAAGCACCAUUCUUCCCUGGCGUUCUAUUCUAUCUGAGCAAAUGGUACACCAAGAACGAACUGGCAUUUCGAAUGAGCAUCUUCUAUUGCGGAUCACUCAUCAGCGGCGCCUUUGGCAAUCUCAUCGCCGCAGGCAUACUGAGCGGUCUAGCGGGCGCACGUGGACUCUCAGCCUGGCAGUGGCUUUACAUCAUCGAAGGGAGUAUCACAGUCACAAUCGGCCUGUUCGUGUCCUACUAUCUCCCUGACUUUCCCGAUACCUGGAAAGCUCUCUCUCCAGAGCUCCGCCAGAUCGCGACUCGUCGCCUCGCCAUGGAAGCGGCCGAUGCUGACCUGGAUGAUGAAGGAGCAAUGAGCCAGAUCAAGGGGAUGAAACUCGCUUUUCAAGACCCCAAAACCUACAUCUUGGCAGUUGCGUACAUGGCGAUAGUCGGGGCCGGAGGCUUCCAGAACUACUUCCCCACGCUCACGGCGACCUUGGGCUACAGCCGGAUCAUUUCGCUCGUACUGGUUGCUCCACCAUACCUGUUGGUGGUCGUCUACAGCGUCACUCAUUGCUACUAUUCGGACCGGCUGAACAACCGCUUCUGGUUCUUCAUGUAUCCGGCUCCGAUCGCCAUCGUUGGCUUCGCAGUCUUCAUGGCAACCGACACGUUUGGGCCUCGCUACCUUUCCUGCUUCUUGUUUCUGAUCCAGGCAUCGACGAUCGCCACAACGCUUUCGUGGGCAUCUUCAUCCAUUCCUCGCCCACCAGCGAAGCGAGCGGUGGCACUUGCGUUCAUCAACUCUGUCGGGAACUCGGCGAGCGUUUGGACUCCGUUCACGUACCGGGUCCAGGACUCUCCGCACUACCUUCCAGCUAUGGUCAUCAACAUCAUCCUCGAAUGUCUGGCGAUGAUUUGUGGAUUGCUGCUGCGAUGGUAUCUGAAGAAACAGAAUCGGGAACUUGAAAGAUUGGAGAACGAGGAUGUUCCACUGUCGGACAAGGAUAUGAAGAGACUGCGAAGAACCGCUGAGCAGGAAGGCCUGGACAUUGCGACAGCUCGUCGGCUGCAGAAGGGGUAUAGGUAUAUGAUCUGA
This is a messenger RNA of Cyphellophora europaea CBS 101466, 1530 nucleotides long. RefSeq lists its product as uncharacterized. The transcript has 3 exons. The coding region runs from base 1 to 1530 and encodes 509 amino acids. Gene Ontology annotation, cellular component: membrane. Gene Ontology annotation, molecular function: transmembrane transporter activity. Lineage: Eukaryota; Fungi; Ascomycota; Eurotiomycetes; Chaetothyriales; Cyphellophoraceae. Gene Ontology annotation, biological process: transmembrane transport. The record is from RefSeq and is a predicted model, not a curated record.